AUGUUGAGUGGAGGAGAAAUGAUGCCAAGGUCCAUUGGCAUGGACAUCAAUGGCGAUGGACCAAUUGGUGCUGAGGCAGGUGGUCAAGCGGUCGCUGACACAGUGGUGACCAAAGGAGAAGGCAACAGAGCAUGUGCUCAGGAGGGCAUCGACAAGGCAGGGGUCACCGUAGGCAUUGUCGAGGCUAGGUCCAUCGCGGUCAUCGAGGACGAAGAGGGGAAUCAGAUAGGUCCUGGAGUUGAGGCGCCAAAGAUGCGUGCACCGAUGGUGGAUCAGGCGACGUCCCAGGGGCGGGCGAGCGCUCGAGGGGUUGGGCGCGAUCAGGCGGCGCCAUGCUUAGCUGGGUCAUCGUCAUUGGGUGAGCCAAGUGUGGUGGCUAUGGACACCAGGCAUGGAUCUUCGUGA
Messenger RNA from Ilex paraguariensis (yerba mate), 405 nucleotides. The record is from the annotation of a GenBank genome assembly. NCBI's taxonomy places the organism in Eukaryota, Viridiplantae, Streptophyta, Magnoliopsida, Aquifoliales, Aquifoliaceae.